AUGAUGAAUCCGGCACAAGAUGGUUUAGCUCCACCAGGCGGAGCACCGUCUUAUCAACAACCACUUUACUUGCAGGAACCACAUACGCCAGUUACAUCUCAUAGUAGUGCGGGAGCUCCAGCUGGUAAUUAUAUAAUACAGCAACAACCUGGCGGUCAGCAGCGUCUUUUGAUGAUGCAACCAUCACAAGUAAUGAGUGGCCCACCAACACCAAGCACUCCCACACAGCCUGGGCCUGUAUAUGGAUCACCUCAACAGGCCUCACCUCCUGGAACAACUAGUGAUGACUCUGAUGACAGUGUUCCUUCACAGCAUUCUCAGUUGCCUGGUGAUGCGGAAAGCCUUCUGCCUAUCCAUUAUUGCUCAGCGAGCCGGCAGCAACAAACUACGCUUCAUCAGAUUGGUGUAAAUAAUAUGGGCGUUAAAAGGUCAUCUCCUGAACCAAUGGACAAUGGUAUUAACCGUGGACAAAUGCAGAAGAAACCAAAAGUGCAAAAAAAGAAGAAGAAACGGGACCCUAAUGAACCCCAAAAACCCGUGUCAGCAUAUGCCUUAUUUUUUCGAGACACUCAAGCUGCCAUUAAAGGACAAAAUCCAAAUGCGAGUUUUGGUGAAGUAUCUAAAAUUGUUGCAUCAAUGUGGGAUGGUCUGGAUUCUGAGCAUAAAAGUGUUUACAAACAGAAAACUGAAGUGGCCAAGAAAGAAUACUUGAAAGCGCUUGCAGCAUAUAGAGCUAGCCUAGUUUCAAAGGGAGGAGAACAAGAAAAUCAAGUGAUGUAUAAUCACUCUAACUCCAACUCUUCAUUUGGAAAUUACUACCAAGGGCAAACCUAUGGUAAUGGACAUUCACCUCAAGGUUAUGGGCCAAAUUCCACACCACAGGCAUUUUCUCCUCAAAAUUACACUGGUGGUCAAUCACAGCCUAAUUAUCCAGGCCAAGCGGGACCAGGGUAUCAACCCAACCCACAACAAUCUCCACAAAACUAUCAGGGCAAUAUGGGACAUCCCCCUCAAACAUACCACGGUGUAACAGCGCAAAGUCCUCAAGGAUAUCAAGUAAAUCCAGCUGCCUCUCCUCAGUCUUGUCAACCUAACAUGGCCCAAUCUCCUAGAAGCUAUCAACCUGCUCAGUCUCCAAGCAACUACCAGUCACCACCAGGCAUCUCACCUCCUGGAUACAGACAAGUUCAGUCACAGUCUCCACCAAUGGGCCCUUCUCACGCAGCAAUGCAGUACCAUCAUUCUCAACAGAUGCAACAAGCACAUCAAGUACAGCAAUAUCAACAACAACAGCAUCAUCCGCAACAAAAUCAGCAGCAACAACAGCAGCAGCAGCAGCAACACCAGCAGCAGCAACAACAACAGCAACCACAGCAGCAGCAACAACUCCAACAACAGAAUCAAAAUUCAAAAAAUGAACAACAUUCCCCGAAUAACAAUGGCAAUUCUGGAGUGCCUCCACAACAGUCUCCUGAGCAAAAUGAAAAUAGAAGUACACCGUCAUGCAUUCGCCAGGGUUGCACCAAUCCUGCAAUUGCUAACAGUGAAUGGGAAGAUGAAUACUGCUCCAACGAAUGUGUUGUCAGUCACUGCAGAGAUGUAUUCAGUUCAUGGGUGGCUUCUAAUACAAACAACCAAAUUCAAAACUUUUCGGCGGUGAAGUAA
Messenger RNA from Parnassius apollo (apollo), 1665 nucleotides. Lineage: Eukaryota; Metazoa; Arthropoda; Insecta; Lepidoptera; Papilionidae. The record is from the annotation of a GenBank genome assembly.